AUGACGAGUUUCGGUUCAUCAUGCCGGCAUCCAUUUGACGUGCUCAAUGAAAGCCAUGAAGAGUAUGAGAGCUGUAUUCUAAAAAACAACAUAACUGUGGACGAAUAUGACGAAUUUGUGGGUUUAAAUAAUUUAAGGAAUGAAUACAGAUUUAAAUGCAGCAUCACUGAUAGUCGUAUGGACUUCAAGCUGAUGAAUCCAACGGAAACGGCAAGGGAACUUAUUACUAAAUGCAUGUCCCAGGCAUCUAAAGAGCAAUGUGCCUACAGUUUCUACAUUCUACAUUUCUCUAGCUGCUGCUCAACUAUUCUGUAG
This is a messenger RNA of Scaptodrosophila lebanonensis, 315 nucleotides long. RefSeq names its product general odorant-binding protein 57b-like. The record is from RefSeq and is a predicted model, not a curated record. NCBI's taxonomy places the organism in Eukaryota, Metazoa, Arthropoda, Insecta, Diptera, Drosophilidae.